CGAAUUCCUCUAUUUUGGCGUUUGAUUUUUUAAAAUCGGCCGAUUCGUUUUCAAGAAAAAUAUGGUUUGAUUUUUGUUAGCCUUGUAAAUACAAAUAUAAAUAAACACCCAGGCAGCGGUAAGCACAACAAGUGGUCGUUUUGAAGUCGACAAGUGAUUUUCAAAACACUAAGCGAGAUAUCAACAGGAAUACGGUAUUUUUAUAAACACAUCGAAAGUAAGUGCAGAUGACGACAUAUUCGCUAAGCGACUUAACAACGCUUUGCGUUUAGAAGAAAGAGAACAGCAACACAGGAACACCCUUAUUUUCUGGUUCUGUUGAGAAGUCAGUAACCAAAGCUUGUAAAGAAACGGAGGUCUAUUUGAAGCACAAUGUCGAUGCAAUUAUGAUUGAAAACAUGCAUGACGUUCCGUAUGUUCAAUCAAAACAUUUCGGCCCCGAAAUUCCAGCUGCAAUGAGCAGAGUUUGCAGCGAGAUGAGGAAGAUUAUUCCUGAUUCUACACCGUUUGGAGUUCAGAUACUGGCUUGUGGCAAUAAAGAAGCAUUAGCCGUAGCAAAAGCGUGCGCCAUGAAUUUCGUAAGAGUAGAAGGCUUCGUAUUUAGCCAUAUUGCUGAUGAAGGCUUCACUGAUGCAAACGCUGGACAUGUACUCAGAUAUCGAAAACAUAUCCAAGCUGAAGACGUUUUAGUAUUCACGGAUAUCAAGAAAAAGCACAGCUCACACUAUAUAACCAUGGAUAUUUCUCUCAUAGAGACCGCUAAGGCUGCCGAAUACUUUUUGUCAGAUGGUGUCAUACUAACAGGAUCUGCAACAGGCAUACCAGCUGAAGAAAACGAUCUACAUCAACUUAAAGAGAAUGUAACAAUACCUAUAUUGGUAGGAUCUGGAAUUACUGGUGAUAAUCUCGAAAAAUACUUGUCGGCAGAUGCCCUCGUAGUGGGUUCGUAUUUCAAAAAAGAUGGAAAAUGGUUCAAUGAAAUUGAUGAGGAGAGAGUCAGGAAGUUCAUGAAUAAAAAGAAUAGUUUAUGA
Molecule: messenger RNA, 1031 nt
Organism: Acanthoscelides obtectus
Lineage: Eukaryota; Metazoa; Arthropoda; Insecta; Coleoptera; Chrysomelidae
Source: the annotation of a GenBank genome assembly